ACAGACAGCAUCAUCGGCAAUUAAGGAUACUAUUCAGUUGGGAAUACACUACACAGUCGGUAAUCUUACAUCCAAACCGGACAGAGAUGUGCUUAUGCAAGACUUUUAUGUAGUGGAAAGCGUCUUUUUACCCAGAGAAGGAAGCAAUUUAACCCCAGCUCAUCAUUAUCCUGACUUCAGAUUUAAGACGUAUGCUCCAUUAGCAUUCCGGUACUUCAGAGAGCUUUUUGGUAUAAAACCUGAUGAUUACUUGAAUCCACUUGUAGUGAAAACAUAGGCAUAUAAAUAGUAUAAUCAAUUUUGGACAAGCCCCACUCUUUUAUGUAACCAGUGACGAUGAAUUUUCCUUAUCAAAACUGUAGCGGCCAUCUUUGUUGAGCACAACUUGGAAGCAGAACUGUGGGAACUGCCUGGUCCCCACUCAGAAAAUUGCUUCAACCCCCGGACCUUGCUGCCCAAAUUUUAUGGACUAUAUUGUCUUCAGUCUGGAGGCAUAAAUAUUCGACUUGUUGUAAUGAACAAUGUACUGCCACGGUCCAUGAAAAUGCAUUAUAAAUAUGACCUCAAGGGUUCAACAUAUAAGCGAAGAGCAUCUCGGAAAGAACGGGAGAAAUCUUCCCCCACAUACAAAGACCUGGAUUUUAUGCAAGAUAUGCCUGAAGGAAUAUAUUUUGAUCCUGAGACUUACAGUGCAUUGAUGAAAACACUACAGAGAGACUGUCGUGUACUGGAAAGUUUCAAAAUCAUGGACUACAGUUUACUACUUGGCAUUCAUGUACUUGACCAUGCAUCCAAAGAAUCCAAGGAAGGAGAGACAUCUCAGUAUUCCAUAGACAACAAGCGGCCGUCAGUGCAAAAAGUUCUGUAUUCCACGGCACUGGAGUCUAUACAAGGACCAGGAAAAGCUGUUGACACUGUUAUUAGCGAAGACACUUAUAGGAUGGGUGGCAUUCCUGCGAAAAACCACAGAGGUGAACGGGUACUUCUUUUCAUGGGCAUCAUUGACAUUCUGCAGUCUUAUAGGUUAAUAAAGAAAUUAGAACAUUCGUGGAAAGCAUUAGUUUAUGAUGGGGACACAGUGUCAGUCCACAGGCCAAGUUUCUAUGCAGGCAGGUUUCUGAAGUUUAUGAAUUCCAAGGUCUUCAAAAAGGUCCAAGCUUUAAAGUCUUCACCUUCCAAACGACGGUGCAAUUCAAUCCCGGCUUUGAAGUCUUCAUCGCAGGAGAUACUAUCUCCCAGCAAUCAAGAAUGGUCAGAAGAGAAAAACAUAAAAUUAGCAGAGGGUCAGAGCUUCACCAGUCUGGAUGAAGAAGCAUUAAAUUCAAGGCAUCGACCUGACCUUGUGCCAAGCACCCCCUUCCUUGUUUGAAGCUGCUUCCUUAGCAACAACUAUAUCCUCUUCCUCGUUAUUUGCUGAUGAUCAGUAUCACCAUGAAGAUACGAUUCGCUAUUCCAGCAGAAGGGGUUUGCCAUCAAGUUCAACAUUCACACUUGAAGACAGUGCAUACCAGACAUCUGAACAGAGUACGAUAGAGAUGGACAAUGACAAUGGCUCUAUAUUUGAUGUCUACUUA
Molecule: messenger RNA, 1574 nt
Organism: Staurois parvus
Lineage: Eukaryota; Metazoa; Chordata; Amphibia; Anura; Ranidae
Source: the annotation of a GenBank genome assembly